AUAACUACCCCCCCCCAGCACCCUGUAUCUGUCCCUUCUCUCUGCAGCACGAGCGGGAGCAGAUCAUGACCACCAACGUGUGGCUGACCCAGGAAUGGGAGGACUAUCGCCUCACCUGGAAACCGGAGGACUUUGACAACAUGAAGAAGGUCCGCCUGCCCUCCAAGCACAUCUGGCUGCCUGACGUGGUACUCUACAACAACGCCGACGGGAUGUACGAGGUCUCCUUCUACUCCAACGCGGUCAUCUCCUACGAUGGCAGCAUCUUCUGGCUGCCGCCCGCCAUCUACAAGAGCGCCUGCAAGAUCGAGGUGAAGCAUUUCCCCUUCGACCAACAGAACUGCACCAUGAAAUUCCGUUCCUGGACCUACGACCGCACCGAGAUCGACCUGGUGUUGAAGAGCGAGGUGGCCAGCCUGGAUGAUUUCACACCCAGCGGCGAGUGGGACAUCGUGGCGCUGCCGGGACGGCGCAAUGAGAACCCGGAUGACUCCACCUACGUGGACAUCACCUACGACUUCAUCAUCCGGCGCAAGCCGCUCUUCUACACCAUCAACCUCAUCAUCCCCUGCAUCCUCAUCACCUCCCUGGCCAUCCUCGUCUUCUACCUCCCCUCCGACUGCGGCGAGAAGAUGACGCUCUGCAUCUCCGUCCUGCUCGCCCUCACCGUCUUCCUGCUGCUCAUCUCCAAGAUCGUGCCGCCCACCUCGCUGGACGUGCCGUUGGUGGGCAAGUACCUCAUGUUCACCAUGGUGCUGGUGACCUUCUCCAUCGUCACCAGCGUCUGCGUGCUCAACGUGCACCACCGCUCCCCCACCACUCACACCAUGCCUCCCUGGGUCCGCACCCUUUUCCUCCGCAAGCUCCCGGCGCUGCUUUUCAUGAAGCAGCCGCAGCAGAACUGCGCACGGCAACGCCUGCGCCAGCGUCGCCAAACCCAGGAGCGAGCCGCAGCCGCCACGCUUUUCCUCCGGGCCGGUGCUCGUAGCUGUGCGUGUUACGCCAACCCUGGGGCUGCCAAAGCCGAGGGGCUCAAUGGCUACCGGGAGCGGCAGGGGCCGGAUCCCCCGGCACCGUGUGGCUGCGGGCUGGAGGAGGCGGUGGAGGGCGUGCGUUUCAUUGCGGAUCACAUGCGCAGCGAGGACGACGACCAGAGUGUGAGUGAGGACUGGAAGUACGUGGCCAUGGUCAUCGAUCGCCUCUUCUUAUGGAUCUUCGUUUUCGUCUGCGUCUUCGGCACUGUUGGGAUGUUCCUGCAGCCCCUCUUCCAGAACUACACCACCAACUCCCUGCUGCAGCUUGGCCAGGGCACCCCUACCUCCAAAUAGUGCUUGGGGGGAGGGGGGGAGGAACCACAAGGGGCCUGGGGCACCACUGCAAACCAAUAAAUACUCACCCAGGAGUGGAUGAUUUGUUGUAGUGUCAUUGAGUGGGGCAGGAGAAGGAGCACGUUUUCCACGUGCUUCUCUACAAGCAGGGCUCAGGCAUGGAGCACGGAGCAGAUGGUGGGCAGUGGUGCGUGGCACGAGGGGAUGGCACACGCCAGAAAUGAUUUAAAACCCAUUUAUUUAGAUAGGGAUCGAUGAUGCCACGAUUCGUUUCACACAGCAGGAGAAACUCUGGGCUGCUGCUGCUGUUUCUCAACCACCUCCUCUCAGGUGCUCCCAGCACUGAAAUCCUGAGUUUCACCCUGACAGCAGUGUCCUGCCUGGUCCAUGCGUCCCAACUCUGCUUCCCAGUUCUGGGUGCAGCCCAUUCCCUGCUCUGUCCCCAAUUAACAGGGACCCACGAGUCCCAGGGGCAGCCCAGGGGUAUGGGGAGCCCUGAGCAUCCCAACAGAGCUCCCCCAGCAGCUGGCAGCAGGACAGGGAAGCAGCCAGGCUGCCCCUCCUUGCUUUUCUGCUGCUUCCCAUCCACACCCAGGCGGCAGUGAGAUGCUGGAGCUGUCACUGUCACCCUGUUCAGUGAGGAGGAAGGAGGCUGAGCACUGCCCUGCAGCCCUGAGCCCCCCUGGGCAUUUCUCACCUUCCACAAGAGCGCUUUGCUUGACGUGUGGUUGAGCUCAGACACAUAAGAGAGCACAUGGCCUCACCUGCAGCCUCCCAGCAGGAAAGCAACGUGACUUCCCCAGCCCAGAGAGGAGCAGCCCUGUCCCAAAGACAAGGAGGAGGUGGGAGAACUCUGCACAGGGCUCAAUUCUGCCCCCCAAACCCUUUGGUUAAGGCAAGAAGCUUCAUCCACCAUUAUCACAGCUCAGUGCUUAGCAAACAAUAACUCAUCUCUGUUCCCUGCAGAACAGCCCUCAGUUCCAAACCCAGGGAUCCCCUUUUCAGUCCUGAGCACUUCACACACCCAUGGAGCAGAGCCAGGUAACAACACCUAAAAUUUAUUAACACGGAAUGCACUGCUGGCAGCUGUGCAGAGCUCAGUCUGUGUCCCAGCCCAGCCAGGCUGCCAGCCACCAAACAGCAGGGAGAACACGAGACAUAAAACAGCCCUGCCAGCUUUCUCCAAAGAGAGAACCUGCCCCGAAAUCUGCCAGAGGGAGCUGCAGCACAAGGUCCAAAUGUUUCAGGGCUGCGGUCCCUUCUUGUACCUUCUUUUUUUAAAAAAAACAAACAAACAGAGAUGAGAAUAUGAAAGCAAACAAACUCGGGCUGCCCUAGCUUAAAAUUAAAACGAGACGAUGAUUCUCAUGCAUGGUUUAAAAGAGAAAAAGCAAGGGCCUGGGAGGAACAGGAGCAGAGAGAGAAGGCAGCCAAAGGCCUACAGAGGAAACUGCUGCAACUACUGGUUGCACCUCCAAAGGAAAGUGGGGUAAGAUGGA
Phasianus colchicus (ring-necked pheasant) is the source of this 2827-nucleotide messenger RNA. The record is from RefSeq and is a predicted model, not a curated record. NCBI's taxonomy places the organism in Eukaryota, Metazoa, Chordata, Aves, Galliformes, Phasianidae.